UCUCCAAACGACAGCAAUGUGGGAUGAGCAAGAGCCGCCGUCGGCCACAUUCGUGUGGCAAAAGAAGUUAGAAAAGCAAGGGCUUAAAAACCUUUCCCGAAAGGAGCUCGAGGUUUUGCAGCGAAAAAAGCAACAAGAAAAUUUGAUUGAACUGGAAAAGCUGAAAAAGCGACGUCUAGAACGAGAGCAUCAGCAGCAACAACGAGAGGAUGAUAUGUAUUUGAUGCAACGAUCAAAAGAAGCAGCCCAAUUUGAUGAAUGGCAACGGCAGGAGGAAAAUUUUCACCUCGAACAAGCGAAAUUGCGAAGUAAAAUUCGUAUUCAAGAUGGCAGGGCUAAACCGAUCGACUUGUUGGCCCAGUACAUUUCCGAGCAAAAUUUAGAGGAAUCGAUAGAGAUGCAAAUGCAUGAACCGUACACGUAUUUGAAUGGAUUAGGACUGGAUGAUUUAGAAGAUUUGCUAGCGGAUAUCAAAGUGUAUAAUGAUUUAGAGAAAAAUCAAAAUGCGGACUAUUGGAAUGAUUUGACGAUUAUCGUUGAGGACGAGCUACAAAAGCUACGUAAGGUGGAAGCUGAAAAGCAACGGAUGGCUACCGGUAGAAGAGAAGGUAUACACCAAAGUGUAGCUAAAGAUGUGACUCAAAUAUUCAAAGGAAAGAGUUCUUCACAGUUGGAGGAACUGAAGCAGAAAAUAGAGGAUAAAAUAAACAGCCAACAAGAUGGUCUUGAUAUCGGGUACUGGGAAAGUUUGUUGUCACAACUGAAGGCGCAUAUGGCCCGGGCGAGACUAAGAGAUAGGCACCAAGAUAAUCUCAAACACAAAUUAGAAUUGCUCAAGAAGGAGCAGGAGAUGGCCGUUAAAAAGGAAUGUGAUGACGAUUCGGAAGCGGGACCGAGCGGAAUCACAGAAUCGGGGGCCUCAUGCGUCGACCCAGCUGAGGAAGCAUCGAGAGAAAGCAGUAGUCAAUCAGAUUCAGAUCAAAUGAAAAGUGAAGAUAACUUUGAAAAUGAUCUUCUUAGCGAGUGCUUCGAGAUAUACAAAAAGGGUGGUUAUGAGCCUAAAUACAUUUCGGAGAAAGAUCUGGAGCCAGGAAUUGUGAUAAUUUCCGAAACUAAAGAUGAAGAUGAUUUAGAUCAGUUGCGGCAAAAGGUGCUGGGAAUAAAUCAAGACGACGAAACAUUCUCGAAAGACGAAUUAAUUCUCCGUAAAGAAGCAAAACGUGGCAUGAAUGAAGAUGAAGCCGAGUUUUCGGUAGAAUCGCGCGUUGACUCUCAAAUCUACCUCUGGUCCGACAAGUACCGUCCCCGUAAACCUCGUUACUUCAACCGGGUUCAUACUGGUUUCGAAUGGAACAAGUACAACCAAACUCAUUACGAUAUGGACAAUCCACCCCCUAAAAUUGUUCAAGGCUACAAAUUCAACAUAUUCUAUCCGGAUUUGAUUAACAAAAACACCACACCGCAGUAUUUCCUGACGCCCUGCGCGGACAAUGCGGAUUUUGCGACCCUACGUUUUCACGCUGGUCCCCCGUACGAGGACAUUGCCUUCAAGAUUGUCAAUCGUGAGUGGGAGUUCAGCUAUAAGCGAGGCUUCCGCUGUCAGUUCCACAACAACAUUUUCCAGCUUUGGUUCCACUUUAAACGUUACCGAUACAGGCGAUGAAGUUUGCAUUUAUUUGUAUUAUUUAUAAGGGCAAACGUAAAACAAUUGU
Molecule: messenger RNA, 1712 nt
Organism: Sabethes cyaneus
Lineage: Eukaryota; Metazoa; Arthropoda; Insecta; Diptera; Culicidae
Gene: cactin
Product: splicing factor Cactin
Exons: 2
Coding region: 17-1663 (548 amino acids)
Biological process (GO): mRNA cis splicing, via spliceosome
Cellular component (GO): cytoplasm; spliceosomal complex
Molecular function (GO): protein binding
Source: RefSeq, a predicted model, not a curated record